Fundulus heteroclitus (mummichog) is the source of this 1756-nucleotide messenger RNA. It is a transcript of the gene fbxo15, whose product is annotated as F-box protein 15. Gene Ontology annotation, molecular function: protein binding. The record is from RefSeq and is a predicted model, not a curated record. Bases 199 to 1584 code for a protein of 461 amino acids. The transcript has 9 exons. NCBI's taxonomy places the organism in Eukaryota, Metazoa, Chordata, Actinopteri, Cyprinodontiformes, Fundulidae.
AGUCAACCCUCGGCGACGUGAUGCACGAUGGGGGUUGUCGUUUCGUUAAAGGUAAACUAUAUGAUGACGAAACUGAGCUAAAGCGUUUCCCCGGUGACCUUCGCUGGUCGUGAUCCGCGUUAGCUCCAAACGUGCGUUGCACCGUGACAGGACUUCCGUAACUCUCUGCCUUUUGUUGUUCUAAAAACUGAGAAACAAAUGGCGUCUUCUAAAGCGGUAGCUUCAAGACCGCGGCCUGGGAGGACGGCCAGAAGAGCGAAAGAACCAUCGCCAAAGUCCACACACAACUUGGAGGGACUGCCAACAGAGACUCUGGUUAAGAUUCUGUCACAUUUGGAUGCCGCAGCACUUCUCAGCAUAAGCCACACCAAUAAGCUGCUCCAUCACCUUGCCAGUGAUAAUGCCCUCUGGAAGAAGCUAUACAUCGCUGAGGUUCGCAACGAUAAAAAGCAAAAACAUAAGAUCGUGAAUGUCCAGCUUCCGGCCAAGAAGACUGGGGAUCAUGCUGCGGGCUACUGGAAACAACUUUAUUUCAAGACAGUAGCACAGCGUGACAUGAAAAAAUGGAAAUGUCUUCUUGGACCCAUCAGCAGUCAUACCGGUCUGCCAAGCCGAACAGAGCGAGUCCUCAGAAACUUGCACAUCACCUGGGAACUGACCGUCACUGAUACGUCUGGACGUGAGAGCACAUUGGAGCUGAGCGGGUGCCAUUUCUCUGAAACUUCACUAACACUGCGCUGGUGCGGUGGAGCCUGCUUGCCCAACUUCGAACAGAUUUCCAGCCUUCAACUUCACGGCGUCAGGAGGAUUGCCCUCAGCCGCCCUGGACUAAAAAAACCCGGCUGCAGAUCCCUGAUGGCAAACUUGGACAUGCAGUCUCUAACUAGAACCCCGCAGGUCAUUGGACAAGACCAACUAGUGCAGCUGAAGUUGUUACAGCCUGGAAUCAUCGUUGGUCUUUGGAGGGACCAGGGCUCAGUAGCCUUCAUCAUGUUUACCCUCCACUUCUACAAGCUAGUGGAAAGAAGCAUUCAGGGAUCUUCUGAUUGUUCCUAUGUAGAGCCAAUCACCCAACCCCCUUUUGAUGACAUAGACCCUGAAUACGGUCUCCAUGGUUACCAACUACACAUUGUUCUCUCCAGCACCGUACGCAAACUCAUGUCUGAAAGCUUUUCCCAGCUCUUUUGUCGCAGAGCGGACAUCUGUGAUGGGCUCAUCCCGCUCACUGCCAUCAGCAGAACGGACUCCUCACAGCACACCCAGCUGUCCGGCAGCCUCACCCUGCCCUGGCAGUGCGAGGCCUUGGAAGGCGCAGUGGAGAAUUGCUGCAUCCUGUCUCUGACGCUGCUGGACGAGUUCAGGCAACCCCUCAGGUGUAUCACUACUCCCGUUUCCAUGGAACUGGAGAGGGCGGCUGUCUCUUAUGACUAUGAUGGUGCACACUAUCUCAUCCAAUAUGAGGACCCAGACAUGCAGGUGAAGAUGCAACUUGUGAAGACAAAGGAGAAGAGGCACUUUGUCAUCAGUUUAAUUGUCUAUGUGAGCGUUGGUUUUGUCAACAAGCAUUUCGGCAGAGAUUACUGAUUGAUGUGAAUCUCUGCUGUGUUUUAACGUGGUGAGUGAUUUUACGGCCGCUGCUCAUUCUGUUCAUUCUGUGGAAAACUGUAAUAUGAAGUGUAAAGUCAACCACAGGGCCUUGUUGCCCACUCAGUUAAUGCUAUAAAGUAUCCAGCACUGAAUAAAUAGUGUGACUGAA